CCCCUGCUCCAUGUGGCCCCCCUCAACACGCCACUCCAGGCACGCCUCGAGACAUUGGGCGUGAUCUGGCACAUUGUGUCCAUUCCCGUGUUUGCAUGCUCGUUCCUCGGGUUUCUCUCGUUAGGAUGGGUGUUCUGGUUGGUGGUGAUCCUCCCCUACUUCAUCUGGUGGUACGGCUUCGACCUCCACACCCCCACCAACGGAAAAGCCGUUUAUCGUGCCCGUAACUGGAUCAAAAACUUCAUUGUGUGGGAGUGGUUUGUCAACUACUUCCCCAUCCGCGUACACAAGACGUGCGAGCUCGAGCCCACAUUCACUGACGUGUUGGUGGAGAGCGAGGAGCCGGCUGACGACGAGGAGGAUCUCAUCUCCGAGGACUCCCGCACCUUGAUCGACAAGAUCUUCAAGAAAUUGGGGCUCAGCAAGCGUCUUAACGACAUAGACUCGUCGUCGCCUCCACCUGGAAACUCCAGCUCCUUGACUCCCACCAAGCUCAAGAAGUACAAGCGUUUGUCAACAGGCCCCAGGUAUAUUUUUGGUUACCAUCCGCACGGAGUCAUCUCCAUGGGGGCAAUGGGUGCGUUCGCCACCAAUGCCCUUCGGAACGAGCCCUACGAGCCUCCAAUGAAGUGGUUGAAACCAUUCUUCCACGAUCCUUCCAAGGGAGAACGCAUUUUGCCGGGUCUCGGCAAUGUUUUUCCCUUGACAUUGACCACCCAGUUUACCAUCCCGUUCUAUCGUGAUUACCUCUUGGGUCUUGGCUUGAGCAGUGCUUCUGCCAAAAACAUCAAGAGCUUAAUCAAUAAUGGCGACAACUCCAUCUGCUUGGUGGUGGGUGGGGCCCAGGAAUCCUUGUUGAACGAUAUGGUCACCAACCAGUACAAGGUGGGUUACGGGUACAAGGACAAGAGGUUGAAAAAUCCAGAUAAGACUCACCAUAUAGACGAAAAGCCGAUGGGCACCGUGCAGGGAGACGAUACAACCAUCAAGAUCAAAAAUAACCAAUCUCAGACCUCGGAAGAACAGGAAGAGUUGACAUUCACAGGAAAGCCCGUCCCCACAAAAAGACAAAUCCAGCUUGUUCUCAACAAGCGUAAAGGUUUCGUUAAGCUUGCCAUUGAGCUAGGAAAUGUCUGUUUGGUUCCAGUAUUUGCAUUUGGUGAAGUGGACAUUUACAAGUUGAAUAUUCCAAAACCCGGUUCUUGGGGCUACACUUUUCAAAGGUGGAUGAAAUCUACUUUCCUGUUCACCCUUCCAUUUUUCAGUGCUCGUGGUGUUUUCAUUUACGAUUUUGGUAUUGUCCCUUACAGAAACCCCAUCAACAUUUGUCUUGGAAAACCAAUCCACAUUCCAGCCAACUGCUUGGCUGACUAUAAAGCUAAACAUCCCGAAUUUGAGAAUUUGGAUGCUGUAUCAUCAACAGACCCAAAUCACCCCGACUAUGACCUGCAAAAGGUACUUAGGUCAAGAUCCAUAACAAACUUGUUCAAGAUCAACAACCAGCCCAAGAAGUCUUCAGUGAAGACCAAGAUUCCUCCUGAAUUGUUGGACCGUUAUCAUAAAUUGUAUAUCGACGAGUUGAAGAGAGUGUACGAAGAUAAUAAGGAAAGGUUUGGUUAUGGAGAUGUUGAAUUGGUCAUUAAGGAGUAG
Molecule: messenger RNA, 1650 nt
Organism: Suhomyces tanzawaensis NRRL Y-17324
Lineage: Eukaryota; Fungi; Ascomycota; Pichiomycetes; Serinales; Debaryomycetaceae
Product: diacylglycerol O-acyltransferase
Exons: 1
Biological process (GO): triglyceride biosynthetic process
Cellular component (GO): endoplasmic reticulum membrane
Molecular function (GO): diacylglycerol O-acyltransferase activity
Source: RefSeq, a predicted model, not a curated record